Trypanosoma conorhini is the source of this 738-nucleotide messenger RNA. RefSeq lists its product as uncharacterized. The record is from RefSeq and is a predicted model, not a curated record. The transcript has a single exon. Lineage: Eukaryota; Euglenozoa; Kinetoplastea; Trypanosomatida; Trypanosomatidae. The coding region runs from base 1 to 738 and encodes 245 amino acids.
AUGCUGCGGUGUGCGUCGCGCAUCUGCCGCGCCGCCUCCCUGUUGGGUUACCCGCUACGCCGGGCGGCCGCGAUGGAGAUGCUGUACGGCGGCGUGUGUGUGCUGCACCUCGCACAGAAGCCUUUCUCCCUUCGGAAGACGCGGUCGGAGGCGCUUCCAUCCCCGUCGCUUCAGCGCGAGCGGGACGACCUGGAGCUGGAGGUGAAGGACUCCACCAACAAUGUGAUGGGCUUCCGACUUUUCCCCGUUAACAUUGGGGUGCGGUCAAGGAACGAGGCGGUGCGGCUGCGCAGCGAGGACUGCUACAAGCGAGUGCUGGCGCAGCGGCAGUGCGCGGCGGCGGGGGAGGCGUUGCGGUUUCCUCUCCCUUCCAGCCUUGCCUCUGGAGAGCGCCACAACUCCACCGUGCCUAAGCAGCGUUACGCAACGCACUUUCAUCCACCGUCUGCCAAACUUUCUCUUUUUACACGGCCCGUUGACUCUGGGGACUGUGUGGAGAAGACAACACCAGCCGAGGUCGCACUCUACCACCCUCGCGCCUGGAGGCCCUUGCAGAUGCUAAAGCCGAUGCCGCACAACUGGAGUCCUACGCUGCGUUCCUCUGGGGUGCGUGGACCGCACAUGCAGCUUAUGCAAGAGCGACUAGACGGAAAGGGAUUUGGAUGGAAACGCAAAUCCCGCUCGCUGUGGCAGCAGGACAUUAAUACCGCCGGAUUCAGGCCGAAGCGCUUCUUUUAG